GUUUCUCUUCCCUUAAUACAAAUGAAUACUGAUGCAUCCCCAACUUGUGAAUGGUUGGUUUGUCAUUCUAAAAGAUACUCAGGAAGACCAUACUUCUUUAAUACGUUGACAGGAGACGCCGUGUGGAAUUUGCCUGAACAAAGUGUAGCGUUUAUCAAAGCAAGAGCAAAUCAAAGCAAACCUAUAAUAAAUACAGGGUAUCCAGAGCCUAAUGAAGUCUUUAAUGAUACUAUAUCCACUUCCCUUAACAAUAAUGCAGUUUUUAACCAGCCAUCAGAAAAAAUGUAUAAUACAUUCUGUAGACAAAGCCGUUCUAUUGCUAACAUAAAUUUUUCACACUGUAUUCCCCAGAACACACAUAAUAGCAAUACUUUGGGUGUGCUAAGUGUCUGUCCAAAUGCAAUAAAUUGGAAUGAAUCUUCUAACAACCCAGAGUGUUACUUAAAUGCUAACCAUAGCAAUUUGCAACCUCAUCAGGUUCAUGCACAUUUACCAACACCUAUAUCAUCUAAAACAAAAAAAGAAGAAUUCUUUACAUUGCAAACUGAAAGUAAAGUUACAGUGCCAAAACAAUGUGAUAUGAAUGAUCAAAUGAAUUUUCAAAACAAUUCCAAUAAUAUUACUUCAGGUCAUGUAACUGCAUCACUUGAAGGUGAUCAUGAUAUGAAAAUAAGCAAAGACGUUGUUGAAGAUGACUUACAUGACAUGCUGGAAACUAAUAAUUUUAAUAUCACAGCUUUGCAAACAUUGUUUAAGAUUGACGUAAGAACCAAAGUUUGGUUUCUUGUGCUUGAUGAGGAUGUGUUUUUAAAGAAAUUAAACUUUAUAAAGGAAAUUCGAAAUGCAGACAAUAGGUGUCGUUUGGUCGUCCCGGAAUGUGUUUUGAAUCGUAUUCAAAAGGGAACAACAUCUGUUAACAAGAUACAUAUGAAGAGAGCAUUACAAGCAGCCAUAUUUAUUUCUAAUGUCUUAACGGAAAACUGUGCCAUUGUUGAUAAAGAAAAUCGUCAUGAUGAUCAUACACAAAAUAUCGUUGCAUGUUAUAGAAAAUACAGCCAAAAGGACUACAAAGUUGUUUUGUUAACAGAAAAUAAUAUCAAUCAAAAUAUAAACGUAACAAGUCCCAUAUUUCGGAUGGAAGAAGUUGAAUAUUUCAUGAUAUAUGGGGAAUUAAAGGAGACGUCACCUCGAAAAGUAUUUAACUCAACAAUUACGGUCACUAUAAGCGUACGAUGUCGAUCUGAACCACCGCCGCUAUUCUCGAAAUGAAACUCGUGGAGUUAUAAAUGUUAUGUUUAUUGGCCGAACGUUAGUGAUGGUGAUACAAUUAUAAUACAGCGAAGCAAGCUUAUGACUAACGUCCGUCCGGCACGGCUGCGUAAAUCUAUCUGGUGGUUAUACAAUUAAAAACUUAAAACUAAACCUAAACUACCACGCUGGUAAAAGGGACCGACGCUACCUGCGCACCCGCCGACCGUUUCCAAGAAUAACAUCUGGCUUGCAGCUGCGUUCGUCGGCUUUCUUAACUGUAUUGUUCGUUGUCCGUAACAGUGUCCCCUCAGCGAAACCUUCCUAUGACGUGAAGCUUUCCGUAGGUAGGACAACGAUGCGCGUCACUGGUCGUCUCAGCUGAUGAAGUUUCGUUUCCACUUCUACUGAUCGGGUUUCUCCAUCAGGCCCGCUAUGCGUUUUCGUAACAAUUCCCCGCGGCCAAACAUUGCGCGGCAGCAAGGGAUCCAUAAUGAUGACCACAUCGCCGAUCUUUACAGGGCUUUUCAUUCUUGGCGUGUGUCCCCUGGCGUUUAAAGUAGGAAGAUAUUCCUUAACCCAUCUUCGCCAGAAUUCAUCGGCUAAUGCUUGCGCCGUCUUCCACGUUCUUUUAGUAACGUGUGGUGAGGUGCCUAAUAUAGGCAUUGUGUCUGGAGCUCCAAGCAGAAAAUGAUUUGGAGUUAAAGCCUCUGGGUCGUCCGGAUUUACUGGAACGUGCGUUAGUGGCCUUGCGUUCACACUGUACUCUAUUUCAGUCAUAAGCGUGCUGAAAGUUUCCUCCUUAGGGUACUUCUCUGUCAAGACGAUUCUAAUGGCGUCUUUUAUUGUUCUUAUUAAGCGUUCCCAUGCACCGCCUUGAUGCGGGGCUCCUGGAGCAAUGUAUCGCCAUUCUGUCCGUUGAACUAGACAUAAAUUCUCGAUCUCUGGAGUCCAUUUUUCCAUCGCUUUCCUUAGUUCUAAGUCUGCGCCUUUGAAGUUGGUCGCGUUAUCAGAAUAUAUAAUUUGCGGCCAGCCUCGUCGCGCCGCCAUCCUUCUUAGUGCCAUUAGAGCCGAGUCCGUAGAAAGCGAUGCAACUAUUUCAAUAUGUACAGCUCUUGUACUUAGACACGUAAAUAUUGCUCCCCAUCGCUUUUCAUGACGGCGUCCUAUCGUUACACAAAUUGGGCCGAAAUAGUCCAUUCCACAAUUUGUAAAUGGUCGGAUAUGAGCUUCGGUUCGUUCGUUGUUAGUGUGCAGCGCCCUUCUAUGCUCUUUCAUAACGAUUAACUUUGUAAACGUAUGACGCCCAUCUAAUAGAAUGGGAUUUCUCGUCUCCUCUGCUAUCGGUGUUUGUAACCGCCCACGUACACGCAGUAACCCAUAUUCAUCGAGAAAAGGGUCGUAUUUAGCCAAACGACUUGUUUUCUUAAUUGGCUUCCCCUUCUUCAAGGUGUCGAUUUCGUCUUGGAAGCUUUGAUUCUGCGCCUCGCGUACCCAUGCCUGUUCCGCAUCUUUUAAGUCGCUUACGCUUAAUCGGGUACUGCGAUCCUUAAGCUUGCGUAUAAAUAGUUGGACGUAAGCUGUGGCUCUAAUCAGCCGUUCAUACUGCGAGAAUCUCUCUAUAUCUGGUAGAUCGUUUCUGUUGGCUCUCCUUUCGAUUACGGUCAUAGUUAGCACUUGUGGCUCGCAGCUUUCCUUUGGCCAUGUUUCUUCAGGCCCGUAAAGGAACGCUGGUCCCACAAACCACCGGUCAUUGUCGGUUUUAUGGUCCAACGUUAUUCUUGUAGCAUCAUCCGCUACAUUUUCCCUGGUUGGAACCCAACGCCAUUGACUAGCAUCCGUCGUUUCGGUGAUUUCAGUCAAUCUAUGUGCUACAAAAGGUGGGUGCCUUGCUUUAUCAUUUCUGAUCCACUGUAAUACCGUCGUUGAAUCCGUCCAUAGCACGAUCUUGUUUGGUUCAAUUCUGUGACCUUCUGUAAUGGCCACAGCUAAUCUCGCUCCGAUAAGGGCUGCCUGUAGUUCUAGCCGCGGUAUACUCUGUGACUUAAUAGGUGCCACCCGUGCUUUUGCUGUGAUGAGUCUGACGUCAAUUACAUCGGUUCCAAUUCGCCAAUAUGCCACGCUCGCAUGUGCUUGUUCAGAUGCGUCACAGAAUACAUGCAAUUGUAGCUCAGCUCCCCUCGUGUAAUUAUACCAUCUAGGUAUCUUCAGUGUUUUUACAUUUUCUAACUGACACAACCACUGUUUAAACUCCGAAGCUUGGUCAGUGGGAAUUUCUUCAUCCCAUCCUGUUUUCAAUCUCCAUAACUGUUGUAGAAUUAUUUUCGCCGUUACGGUAUAAUAACUAAUUAACCCUAACGGAUCAAAAACUGACAUAACGGCUCCUAAAGCUUCUCUUUUAGUCGGCUGCCUAAUUCCCUGCUUCACUUCUUGAGGAACUCUGUGGAGGCUUGUGUUAAAGGAAAGUACAUCUUCUGCGGCCUCCCAACUUAUUCCUAAUGUCUUCUCGUAAUGCAAGGGUGUGGUUCCCAACUCUUUGGGGCUUGUAGAGCGAAGCUCAGGAGGCGUAGCUUCCACUAUCCUUUGUGAGUUUGAAUUCCAUCCAGCCAAUGUAAACCCAGCAUAGCUAUGAACUUCAAUCACUUCUUGCAUUGUUUUUAUGGCUUCGUCUUCGGUAUCAAAGCUAUCUACGUAGUCAUCCAUAUAAUGAUUUUUUGUUAUAGCAUUAUGAGCGUUCGGAUGUGUAGUACGGUAGCACGAAGCGUUGUAAUCCCUUACGCUGUGUGCUAGAAAUGGCGAGCUCUUAGCGCCAAAUAUCAGUGAAGUCAUAACGUAUUCUUUUGGGGGCUUAUCUCGAUUUUCACCCCGCCACAGAAACUUUUGAGCAACUUGAUCGUCUUCAUUCACUUUAAUCUGCAGGAACAUUUCUCUAAUGUCGGCUGUUGUCGCGUAUUUUCUCUCGCGAAACAUUAAUAAUAUACCAGGCAAUGAUUGCAAUAAGUCUGGCCCAUCUAGCAGCUCAUCGUUCAAGCAUACUUCAUUUGAUCUUGCCGCUGCAUCAAAUACUAGACGAACUUUACCCGGUUUAUUAGGGUUGGUUACAGCAAAAUGAGGUAAGUACCACUCUUUUGAUGUCAAUAUUCUGGUUCUUUCAACAGGGUGGGCGUAAUUCUUCUCCAACAGGUUAUUUAUUUGUUUUGUAUAUGACUGUUUAAACUCGUCCGACUGAUCCAUUUUCCGUUCAAUGCUUUUAAGCCGCUUAAAUGCCAUAUUAUAGCUUUCUGGGAAUUUCGUGUUAUCAGUCUUCCACGGCAAUCCCAGGUAGUAACGCCUUUCCCGUUUCUCUAUUGUUGUAUUGAACAAUUGAACUGCACGUGCGUCGGCACUUGUUAACCUUUUUUUAUUAUUUAUACCCAAGGCAUCUAUUGCAAAACUUUGUUUUAAUAUCGCCUCUAGACGCUCAUCUAUUGUUUCUUUGUAAACGUCGAUUUCUGCCGCCUUUUUGAUGCAGUGUAAAACACGUUCGUUGUCUUCCAUUAAACUUCGUAUAGGUGCUGUACCAUGUAAAAUCCAGCCUAAUCGUGUUAAAGAUGCAGCCGGUUCAUUUUUCUUCCCACUGUACACUUUUCGGGAAACGAUGAGAUGCCAAUUGUCUGCUCCAAUUAACAAUUGUGGUUUAGCUUCGCCAAUCAUUUGUUGGAGUGGUAACCAAAUGUUUGUAGCGCAAAUUAUCCGAGCUAAUUCUUUGGCUACCAAUAUCGAAAUCACGCAUCGUUCGGGCUUUCAAAGUGUAAUUAGCCCCUCCAUCGUAGCGACUAAUGUCAAUUUUGACGUGUUGGCUCUCAAAAUCUUUCGUUUGAGAACUAACUCCUUGAAUUUUCAGCGGCUUGCUUGGCCCGCUCACACCUAAUUCGUGGGCUAACUUUUCCGCGAUAAUUGUAAUAGUCGAACCUUCGUCCAGUAGGGCAUGAGUUUUUACGAUCUUUCCAUUUCGGCCUCUCACAGUUACGGGACAUACUUUCAGUAAGACGGCUUGACAUUCAUCCUUUGCAGUCACAGAGGUCGACAUAACAACUUCAGCCUCUGAGUUAGAUGUUGAUGGUUGCACCAACAAUGGUUGUUGUUGUGGCUUGUGUACUACCCAAUGCAACAACCUAUGGUGCGCUUUUUCACACCCAUCAAUACCACAUCGCUUUUUCCUGCACUGUGAUCGUCGGUGAUAUUCUUCUAGGCACAAAAAACAUGCCUUCGUUUCUCUCAAUCUAUCCCAUCGUUGAUUAAGAUUCAUUUUCAAAAACUCUUCGCAAUGAGUUGCAUGAUGGUUGCCGUUACAGCAUAGGCAUCUGAGUUUCUUCUGUGUUGAGUAAACGCGCUCAUUCGUUUUUGAUCUAGGUUUACUUGUACCUAGCGAUGUCGCUGUUUCUAUUUUACGGCUAUAGUUGAAAGUGAGUUGUAAGCUCGCUUCUUCUAAGAGGUAUUUUGAGAGCGUAAUGAGAAUUGGUUCUUUCUCAUUACUAUUAGCCUUACCGUAGUCCGUCCAUCUAGCCUGAUAGUGCAGGUUAAGUUUAGACACUAUUUCUCGGACUAAGGCCCCGUUACUCGUGUAGCUACGAUCGUUUACACUUUUCAAUAGCCACGCGAUGUUUUGCACUUUUAUUGCAAACUGGUUAAAUUCAACCGCUGUAUAUCCCGGUCUGGGUAAUCGUUUUAUUUCUUCCAGCGCUUUAUCAAUUAUGAUCUCCGGUCGGCCAUAACACUGAUCUAGUGCAUUCAUAAUAAGCUCGGGAUCGCAGGCAGUACUCAAUAAUACGGCGACUGUUUCUUUAGCGGCUCCCGUAAGACAUGUGCGUAAUCUUGCCAUGUUUUCCGCCUUAGAGUAUUUGUAGAGCUUCGUGGAGUCUUCAUAAGCAACUUUAAAGUAAAGCCAGUCGCAGACUUUCCCGUUAAACUGCGGCAGAUCUUGAGCAUGUCGUACAGGGGGUCUGUUUGUAGCUAUUUUUUCAAAGGCUCCGAUGAGCCGUUCCAUCACUUGAUCAUGGGAUCGCGUUCUCGGCACGGAGGCCUCUUCGAUAGGUGAUAUGGGCCGUUCUUUUUCCCACGACACACUGUGUUUCAAUGGCUCCACGCGUUCUGGGAGCGCUGUGUCUUCUUCCCUAUCACCUUGAGAUAGAUUAUUCACGCCGCUAUGACUUCUUAGCCAUCUAUCUACCAUAGCAGCGGAGUUGUUUCCGUUCCGCUGUUCUGGCAAGCAUUCGACGAUACUCUCUUCGUCGUCUGCUCUGCUUAAGUCAACGGCGAUUCUCUUCUUUAACAAUUUCAUUUCAAGCUCCAUCUCUUGUUCCAUCUCCUGAUAUUUUAAUUCGAACUUUUUUCUUAAAUGUUCUUUUUCUAAUGCGACCAAGCGUUUUUGGACUUCGUAUUCAGCUUGCCUUACACGGGACGCUUUCGACCUCAUUGUAUUUCUUGAGGUCUGUGAUGCUGAACCCACAGGUAACAACUUUGAAUCAACGGCUUCAUUCUUCCGUAUUGAUUCAACUGACUCCCUGUCGUGUGUAAUAUCGGCUAGUCCACGUUCUAGGACUUUCGAUGGCGAUUCUAACGGCACGCGUUCUGUCCGUACAUCUUCAUCGAUUUCUUCUGCCCUUGCUUGUCGGCUCCUUGUGUUCAUUUUGAAGUCGAUUGUAUUCUUCGCUUCAAUGAACUAGUGGACAAUGCUUUCCGUCGGCGACCCACAGCAGCAAUGCGUCGAUGCGGCGAGUCACUUUGUACAGGCGAUGAAGUCAACCCUCUGCACGUACUCCUGGGAUGCAGGUAGUACUGCCGAUGAAAAUCUUCCUGGGAUCGCAGGUAAAAUCUUCCUUCUUCUCGGCGUCGAUGCGUAGAGAUUUAUUCUUCUGGUUAUCCGGCUUCUCGAAGGACCAAACUAUAAGCGUACGAUGUCGAUCUGAACCACCGCCGCUAUUCUCGAAAUGAAACUCGUGGAGUUAUAAAUGUUAUGUUUAUUGGCCGAACGUUAGUGAUGGUGAUACAAUUAUAAUACAGCGAAGCAAGCUUAUGACUAACGUCCGUCCGGCACGGCUGCGUAAAUCUAUCUGGUGGUUAUACAAUUAAAAACUUAAAACUAAACCUAAACUACCACGCUGGUAAAAGGGACCGACGCUACCUGCGCACCCGCCGACCGUUUCCAAGAAUAACAUCUGGCUUGCAGCUGCGUUCGUCGGCUUUCUUAACUGUCCGUAACAGUCACAAUGUCAAAUAAUCCAAGAAAGAGUUUCUCCAGUAAAACUAAAGUAGGGAUAAGAGAUCCACAAAUCAAAAGAUAUAUAGAACAAGAAGAGCAUAAUGUAUCUGAUUCAAAAUCAAUACAGAGAGAAGAGUCAGAAAUGAAAAUGGAGGUGGGUAGUUUAACUGAUGAGAAAAAAAUAAAUGGUCAUUGUUCAUGGAAUAAAUGGGACAGAUCACGUUCUCUUACCAGUUUAAAUCCAGGGACAAUCUGCAACACACUAUCAAAUACCUCGUUUCAUGAUACAGAAUAUGGAGAUGGUGAUAAAAACGUUAUGUUUGAAGUUACAAGUGAACUGAUGAAAGGGAACCUAGUAUCCAAGUCAGAAGAGUGGAUUUCGCGAUUCACACAAAUACUGGAAGAAGCUCUUAAUCAGGUUCUACAAGAGGCAGCUUUUCAGACAAUACCUCCACCUUGGACGAUGUAUGAGGCUUGUGAGUGUAUUAAACGGGGAUUUAAAAAUGACGCUGAUAUUGUUGAUGCGGCAAAUAAGUUGGGGGAUAUUAUAUUUGAUAAUGGAGCUUUGAGAGGUAAAAUUAACCACAACAUAAAUCCAUCUACAUUUAUGAAAAUCUAUAGUUACGGCGUUUACCUCGUUGAUGCGUUACAGGGCGUUUUCAAAGAUGACGAAAAUGUACAGGCAGCUGAGAAAUUAUUAGCCAAGUUACUACUCGAUAUUGAGACGCCGGAUUUGAAUAACUCGUUUAAUGAAAUCGAUGCAAUAAAUGAGCAUAGCGAUGAAGCUUCGCCACAAAAAACAUCCCAAAAUCAUCCGACACCAUCCAGAAUCACCCGUUCAAAGGCUAGAAAGAUUAUGACAUCAGUGGUAUACUUAACGCACGCACCAAACGUAUACUUUAUAUUUGCAAGACAGCCGACAAGCACGCCGCGCCUCAUCUCAGCCUGUGCCACAGGUGACGAUUCCAGUUCCAGACCACUAAAUAAGGCUCAAAUAUCCUGUUCAGUUCAAACAGUUGCACGUUUGCACAAAGGCGACAAUGUGAACAUCGCCCAGAGAGAAAAGAAUAGAACGUUGUUACUCAAAUCGGGUUACACAUACAUUGGUUUCGUGAAACUCAGUUCGUAAUUUAUCGUGCGCGUGGGCGUUUGAUACGCUUAUAUUCCCUUCUUUAAAUUGUUACACUGUUUUAACUAGUUCUAUUCUCAAGAAGCACGUACUGUCAAAUCGCACUAAUUAACGUAUUUUGAAUUGCUGACUUCGAACGUCAGGUGUAAACUUCGAGGUGAUUUUCUUAGGGAAAGAUUCAGAGUCGAUACUUACCGCGAUAUGUGACUUCCGUAUCUCACAAUUCAACACGUUUUUGAAGUUGUCUCUCGACUCAUCUUUCCCUAAUUAAUCUAAGGUUAUUCAAAACUUUGCUGCUUCAGAUAUCUCUAUCAUAACAGCGCUAACAAUAAUUAAGCAAGAGAAAUCAGAACUCUAGUUAAAAUAGUGUAAUUAAAUUGAGUUUUUAUGAAAAAGGGAGUUAAUGUGUAAAUAUUUUACCUGUAACGUAUCAACGAGGUAAACGCCGUAACUAUAGAUUUUCAUAAAUGUAGAUGGAUUUAUGUUGUGGUUAAUUUUACCUGUAACAACGGUUCAACAUAAAUAACAAAUUUCUUUAGAAAAACGUUGAAAGUAAUAAAAUAUUAGUGUAAAUUUACGUUUUCAUUUAACAUUCUAAUAAAACAAAAAACAACAUAUUAUUUAACUAAUUGAGGUAAAGAUACGAUGAUCCAAGCUGUUUAGGACCAAGUGAAUCCGUGACUCUAACUUUUUAUGCAAAUAAAUGCUGGAAGAAAAUCUCACCUCUCAAAGCUCCAUUAUCAAAUAUAAUAUCCCCCAACUUAUUUGCCGCAUCAACAAUAUCAGCGUCAUUUUUAAAUCCCCGUUUAAUACACUCACAAGCCUCAUACAUCGUCCAAGGUGGAGGUAUUGUCUGAAAAGCUGCCUCUUGUAGAACCUGAUUAAGAGCUUCUUCCAGUAUUUGUGUGAAUCGCGAAAUCCACUCUUCUGACUUGGAUACUAGGUUCCCUUUCAUCAGUUCACUUGUAACUUCAAACAUAACGUUUUUAUCAACAUCUCCAUAUUCUGUAUCAUGAAACGAGGUAUUUGAUAGUGUGUUGCAGAUUGUCCCUGGAUUUAAACUGGUAAGAGAACGUGAUCUGUCCCAUUUAUUCCAUGAACAAUGACCAUUUAUUUUUUUCUCAUCAGUUAAACUACCCACCUCCAUUUUCAUUUCUGACUCUUCUCUCUGUAUUGAUUUUGAAUCAGAUACAUUAUGCUCUUCUUGUUCUAUAUAUCUUUUGAUUUGUGGAUCUCUUAUCCCUACUUUAGUUUUACUGGAGAAACUCUUUCUUGGAUUAUUUGACAUUGUGACUGUUACGGACAGUUAAGAAAGCCGACGAACGCAGCUGCAAGCCAGAUGUUAUUCUUGGAAACGGUCGGCGGGUGCGCAGGUAGCGUCGGUCCCUUUUACCAGCGUGGUAGUUUAGGUUUAGUUUUAAGUUUUUAAUUGUAUAACCACCAGAUAGAUUUACGCAGCCGUGCCGGACGGACGUUAGUCAUAAGCUUGCUUCGCUGUAUUAUAAUUGUAUCACCAUCACUAACGUUCGGCCAAUAAACAUAACAUUUAUAACUCCACGAGUUUCAUUUCGAGAAUAGCGGCGGUGGUUCAGAUCGACAUCGUACGCUUAUAGUUUGGUCCUUCGAGAAGCCGGAUAACCAGAAGAAUAAAUCUCUACGCAUCGACGCCGAGAAGAAGGAAGAUUUUACCUGCGAUCCCAGGAAGAUUUUCAUCGGCAGUACUACCUGCAUCCCAGGAGUACGUGCAGAGGGUUGACUUCAUCGCCUGUACAAAGUGACUCGCCGCAUCGACGCAUUGCUGCUGUGGGUCGCCGACGGAAAGCAUUGUCCACUAGUUCAUUGAAGCGAAGAAUACAAUCGACUUCAAAAUGAACACAAGGAGCCGACAAGCAAGGGCAGAAGAAAUCGAUGAAGAUGUACGGACAGAACGCGUGCCGUUAGAAUCGCCAUCGAAAGUCCUAGAACGUGGACUAGCCGAUAUUACACACGACAGGGAGUCAGUUGAAUCAAUACGGAAGAAUGAAGCCGUUGAUUCAAAGUUGUUACCUGUGGGUUCAGCAUCACAGACCUCAAGAAAUACAAUGAGGUCGAAAGCGUCCCGUGUAAGGCAAGCUGAAUACGAAGUCCAAAAACGCUUGGUCGCAUUAGAAAAAGAACAUUUAAGAAAAAAGUUCGAAUUAAAAUAUCAGGAGAUGGAACAAGAGAUGGAGCUUGAAAUGAAAUUGUUAAAGAAGAGAAUCGCCGUUGACUUAAGCAGAGCAGACGACGAAGAGAGUAUCGUCGAAUGCUUGCCAGAACAGCGGAACGGAAACAACUCCGCUGCUAUGGUAGAUAGAUGGCUAAGAAGUCAUAGCGGCGUGAAUAAUCUAUCUCAAGGUGAUAGGGAAGAAGACACAGCGCUCCCAGAACACGUGGAGCCAUUGAAACACAGUGUGUCGUGGGAAAAAGAACGGCCCAUAUCACCUAUCGAAGAGGCCUCCGUGCCGAGAACGCGAUCCCAUGAUCAAGGGAUGGAACGGCUCAUCGGAGCCUUUGAAAAAAUAGCUACAAACAGACCCCCUGUACGACAUGCUCAAGAUCUGCCGCAGUUUAACGGGAAAGUCUGCGACUGGCUUUACUUUAAAGUUGCUUAUGAAGACUCCACGAAGCUCUACAAAUACUCUAAGGCGGAAAACAUGGCAAGAUUACGCACAUGUCUUACGGGAGCCGCUAAAGAAACAGUCGCCGUAUUAUUGAGUACUGCCUGCGAUCCCGAGCUUAUUAUGAAUGCACUAGAUCAGUGUUAUGGCCGACCGGAGAUCAUAAUUGAUAAAGCGCUGGAAGAAAUAAAACGAUUACCCAGACCGGGAUAUACAGCGGUUGAAUUUAACCAGUUUGCAAUAAAAGUGCAAAACAUCGCGUGGCUAUUGAAAAGUGUAAACGAUCGUAGCUACACGAGUAACGGGGCCUUAGUCCGAGAAAUAGUGUCUAAACUUAACCUGCACUAUCAGGCUAGAUGGACGGACUACGGUAAGGCUAAUAGUAAUGAGAAAGAACCAAUUCUCAUUACGCUCUCAAAAUACCUCUUAGAAGAAGCGAGCUUACAACUCACUUUCAACUAUAGCCGUAAAAUAGAAACAGCGACAUCGCUAGGUACAAGUAAACCUAGAUCAAAAACGAAUGAGCGCGUUUACUCAACACAGAAGAAACUCAGAUGCCUAUGCUGUAACGGCAACCAUCAUGCAACUCAUUGCGAAGAGUUUUUGAAAAUGAAUCUUAAUCAACGAUGGGAUAGAUUGAGAGAAACGAAGGCAUGUUUUUUGUGCCUAGAAGAAUAUCACCGACGAUCACAGUGCAGGAAAAAGCGAUGUGGUAUUGAUGGGUGUGAAAAAGCGCACCAUAGGUUGUUGCAUUGGGUAGUACACAAGCCACAACAACAACCAUUGUUGGUGCAACCAUCAACAUCUAACUCAGAGGCUGAAGUUGUUAUGUCGACCUCUGUGACUGCAAAGGAUGAAUGUCAAGCCGUCUUACUGAAAGUAUGUCCCGUAACUGUGAGAGGCCGAAAUGGAAAGAUCGUAAAAACUCAUGCCCUACUGGACGAAGGUUCGACUAUUACAAUUAUCGCGGAAAAGUUAGCCCACGAAUUAGGUGUGAGCGGGCCAAGCAAGCCGCUGAAAAUUCAAGGAGUUAGUUCUCAAACGAAAGAUUUUGAGAGCCAACACGUCAAAAUUGACAUUAGUCGCUACGAUGGAGGGGCUAAUUACACUUUGAAAGCCCGAACGAUGCGUGAUUUCGAUAUUGGUAGCCAAAGAAUUAGCUCGGAUAAUUUGCGCUACAAACAUUUGGUUACCACUCCAACAAAUGAUUGGCGAAGCUAAACCACAAUUGUUAAUUGGAGCAGACAAUUGGCAUCUCAUCGUUUCCCGAAAAGUGUACAGUGGGAAGAAAAAUGAACCGGCUGCAUCUUUAACACGAUUAGGCUGGAUUUUACAUGGUACAGCACCUAUACGAAGUUUAAUGGAAGACAACGAACGUGUUUUACACUGCAUCAAAAAGGCGGCAGAAAUCGACGUUUACAAAGAAACAAUAGAUGAGCGUCUAGAGGCGAUAUUAAAACAAAGUUUUGCAAUAGAUGCCUUGGGUAUAAAUAAUAAAAAAAGGUUAACAAGUGCCGACGCACGUGCAGUUCAAUUGUUCAAUACAACAAUAGAGAAACGGGAAAGGCGUUACUACCUGGGAUUGCCGUGGAAGACUGAUAACACGAAAUUCCCAGAAAGCUAUAAUAUGGCAUUUAAGCGGCUUAAAAGCAUUGAACGGAAAAUGGAUCAGUCGGACGAGUUUAAACAGUCAUAUACAAAACAAAUAAAUAACCUGUUGGAGAAGAAUUACGCCCACCCUGUUGAAAGAACCAGAAUAUUGACAUCAAAAGAGUGGUACUUACCUCAUUUUGCUGUAACCAACCCUAAUAAACCGGGUAAAGUUCGUCUAGUAUUUGAUGCAGCGGCAAGAUCAAAUGAAGUAUGCUUGAACGAUGAGCUGCUAGAUGGGCCAGACUUAUUGCAAUCAUUGCCUGGUAUAUUAUUAAUGUUUCGCGAGAGAAAAUACGCGACAACAGCCGACAUUAGAGAAAUGUUCCUGCAGAUUAAAGUGAAUGAAGACGAUCAAGUUGCUCAAAAGUUUCUGUGGCGGGGUGAAAAUCGAGAUAAGCCCCCAAAAGAAUACGUUAUGACUUCACUGAUAUUUGGCGCUAAGAGCUCGCCAUUUCUAGCACACAGCGUAAGGGAUUACAACGCUUCGUGCUACCGUACUACACAUCCGAACGCUCAUAAUGCUAUAACAAAAAAUCAUUAUAUGGAUGACUACGUAGAUAGCUUUGAUACCGAAGACGAAGCCAUAAAAACAAUGCAAGAAGUGAUUGAAGUUCAUAGCUAUGCUGGGUUUACAUUGGCUGGAUGGAAUUCAAACUCACAAAGGAUAGUGGAAGCUACGCCUCCUGAGCUUCGCUCUACAAGCCCCAAAGAGUUGGGAACCACACCCUUGCAUUACGAGAAGACAUUAGGAAUAAGUUGGGAGGCCGCAGAAGAUGUACUUUCCUUUAACACAAGCCUCCACAGAGUUCCUCAAGAAGUGAAGCAGGGAAUUAGGCAGCCGACUAAAAGAGAAGCUUUAGGAGCCGUUAUGUCAGUUUUUGAUCCGUUAGGGUUAAUUAGUUAUUAUACCGUAACGGCGAAAAUAAUUCUACAACAGUUAUGGAGAUUGAAAACAGGAUGGGAUGAAGAAAUUCCCACUGACCAAGCUUCGGAGUUUAAACAGUGGUUGUGUCAGUUAGAAAAUGUAAAAACACUGAAGAUACCUAGAUGGUAUAAUUACACGAGGGGAGCUGAGCUACAAUUGCAUGUAUUCUGUGACGCAUCUGAACAAGCACAUGCGAGCGUGGCAUAUUGGCGAAUUGGAACCGAUGUAAUUGACGUCAGACUCAUCACAGCAAAAGCACGGGUGGCACCUAUUAAGUCACAGAGUAUACCGCGGCUAGAACUACAGGCAGCCCUUAUCGGAGCGAGAUUAGCUGUGGCCAUUACAGAAGGUCACAGAAUUGAACCAAACAAGAUCGUGCUAUGGACGGAUUCAACGACGGUAUUACAGUGGAUCAGAAAUGAUAAAGCAAGGCACCCACCUUUUGUAGCACAUAGAUUGACUGAAAUCACCGAAACGACGGAUGCUAGUCAAUGGCGUUGGGUUCCAACCAGGGAAAAUGUAGCGGAUGAUGCUACAAGAAUAACGUUGGACCAUAAAACCGACAAUGACCGGUGGUUUGUGGGACCAGCGUUCCUUUACGGGCCUGAAGAAACAUGGCCAAAGGAAAGCUGCGAGCCACAAGUGCUAACUAUGACCGUAAUCGAAAGGAGAGCCAACAGAAACGAUCUACCAGAUAUAGAGAGAUUCUCGCAGUAUGAACGGCUGAUUAGAGCCACAGCUUACGUCCAACUAUUUAUACGCAAGCUUAAGGAUCGCAGUACCCGAUUAAGCGUAAGCGACUUAAAAGAUGCGGAACAGGCAUGGGUACGCGAGGCGCAGAAUCAAAGCUUCCAAGACGAAAUCGACACCUUGAAGAAGGGGAAGCCAAUUAAGAAAACAAGUCGUUUGGCUAAAUACGACCCUUUUCUCGAUGAAUAUGGGUUACUGCGUGUACGUGGGCGGUUACAAACACCGAUAGCAGAGGAGACGAGAAAUCCCAUUCUAUUAGAUGGGCGUCAUACGUUUACAAAGUUAAUCGUUAUGAAAGAGCAUAGAAGGGCGCUGCACACUAACAACGAACGAACCGAAGCUCAUAUCCGACCAUUUACAAAUUGUGGAAUGGACUAUUUCGGCCCAAUUUGUGUAACGAUAGGACGCCGUCAUGAAAAGCGAUGGGGAGCAAUAUUUACGUGUCUAAGUACAAGAGCUGUACAUAUUGAAAUAGUUGCAUCGCUUUCUACGGACUCGGCUCUAAUGGCACUAAGAAGGAUGGCGGCGCGACGAGGCUGGCCGCAAAUUAUAUAUUCUGAUAACGCGACCAACUUCAAAGGCGCAGACUUAGAACUAAGGAAAGCGAUGGAAAAAUGGACUCCAGAGAUCGAGAAUUUAUGUCUAGUUCAACGGACAGAAUGGCGAUACAUUGCUCCAGGAGCCCCGCAUCAAGGCGGUGCAUGGGAACGCUUAAUAAGAACAAUAAAAGACGCCAUUAGAAUCGUCUUGACAGAGAAGUACCCUAAGGAGGAAACUUUCAGCACGCUUAUGACUGAAAUAGAGUACAGUGUGAACGCAAGGCCACUAACGCACGUUCCAGUAAAUCCGGACGACCCAGAGGCUUUAACUCCAAAUCAUUUUCUGCUUGGAGCUCCAGACACAAUGCCUAUAUUAGGCACCUCACCACACGUUACUAAAAGAACGUGGAAGACGGCGCAAGCAUUAGCCGAUGAAUUCUGGCGAAGAUGGGUUAAGGAAUAUCUUCCUACUUUAAACGCCAGGGGACACACGCCAAGAAUGAAAAGCCCUGUAAAGAUCGGCGAUGUGGUCAUCAUUAUGGAUCCCUUGCUGCCGCGCAAUGUUUGGCCGCGGGGAAUUGUUACGAAAACGCAUAGCGGGCCUGAUGGAGAAACCCGAUCAGUAGAAGUGGAAACGAAACUUCAUCAGCUGAGACGACCAGUGACGCGCAUCGUUGUCCUACCUACGGAAAGCUUCACGUCAUAGGAAGGUUUCGCUGAGGGGACACUGUUACGGACAACGAACAAUACAGUUAAGAAAGCCGACGAACGCAGCUGCAAGCCAGAUGUUAUUCUUGGAAACGGUCGGCGGGUGCGCAGGUAGCGUCGGUCCCUUUUACCAGCGUGGUAGUUUAGGUUUAGUUUUAAGUUUUUAAUUGUAUAACCACCAGAUAGAUUUACGCAGCCGUGCCGGACGGACGUUAGUCAUAAGCUUGCUUCGCUGUAUUAUAAUUGUAUCACCAUCACUAACGUUCGGCCAAUAAACAUAACAUUUAUAACUCCACGAGUUUCAUUUCGAGAAUAGCGGCGGUGGUUCAGAUCGACAUCGUACGCUUAUAGUGACCGUAAUUGUUGAGUUAAAUACUUUUCGAGGUGACGUCUCCUUUAAUUCCCCAUAUAUCAUGAAAUAUUCAACUUCUUCCAUCCGAAAUAUGGGACUUGUUACGUUUAUAUUUUGAUUGAUAUUAUUUUCUGUUAACAAAACCUAAGAAAGAACAAAGUAAAACAGUUAAAAUAUUUAAAAUCAUUUUCCUUCUCGGAACCACAACAAAAUUUAAUAAACUUACAACUUUGUAGUCCUUUUGGCUGUAUUUUCUAUAACAUGCAACGAUAUUUUGUGUAUGAUCAUCAUGACGAUUUUCUUUAUCUGAAACAAAAUUUGUAUAUAAGAUUAGAUAGUUAAAUUUUUUCUAUAAAUAUUAUUGUAAUAAUAUAAUUAUAUAUAUUUAAGAGCAUAUCUUUGAGUGUAGCAACGUGUUUAUAAAUAAAAAAAUUAAAAAAAUGUAUAACGUUUCUGUAACGUAUAGAUCCCUAAACCCUCGGGAGAAAACAGAAUAAUGUUAGAAUUGCUAAGAUAAUUAGUCGCAGGUCCUCUUGUUAGAAUGCAAAGGUGAACCCAAGUUUUCUUAUUAGUGAAAGUGUGGUAUAGGCUAUAGCUAGGGUUGCCAUUCGUGCUUUAUAAUAAAGUAUUGUACGUUAUUUCAAGUUAUUGUACUCUAUAGUCUAUACUAUAUGAGAACAAUAAAGUACACGAAAAUACUUUAUUUCGCAUGUGAUUUCUUUAUUCUUUAUUGCAAAAAAAGGUGGUAACCCCAGUUAUAGCGCGUAGUGCUGUUAAAGUGAGUCCAUGUAGGAAAAGUGUAUUAGCAUGUACAGUACAUUGUACACGAUAUGCUGUACUCAAUUCAACCAGACAAGAUCAGACUUUUUUACCGUAAAAUCGAUAUAAAAAAAAUGAAUCGCAAAAUAUGUUGCUAAGCACAAAAGUCAAAGACGGCUAGAGUAUUUUCUUUUUUAUUUAUUCUUAAAUUUAUUUUUUAUCAACUUUGAGGAAGGUUUUUAUGUAGAGAAAAAUUGGAUUUUAUUCCGGAAAAGCGAACAGUGUGUAUGGGAUAUCAAAGUGUUCCUUAUGUUGUUAUUUAGCUUAUAAAAAGGUAGCCAUAGUAAUAAAAUCAUAUUAAGGCGAAACAAAGUUCGCGGGGGUAAUUAAUAAAAUCACUUACCAACAAUGGCACAGUUUUCCGUUAAGACAUUAGAAAUAAAUAUGGCUGCUUGUAAUGCUCUCUUCAUAUGUAUCUUGUUAACAGAUGUUGUUCCCUUUUGAAUACGAUUCAAAACACAUUCCGGGACGACCAAACGACACCUAUUGUCUGUAAUUAUAUAUAAUGAUAUGAAUCUAUAAAGCUAUUUAAUUUGGUCCCUUUUAGGCAUGGAAGAUAUCGCGGCAAGUGGCAUAAUCAAAAGGGCAGCUGAUGUUACACAUACAUGAGGAUAUUCUGAGGAGAUUUCAAGACGUACUAAAUCUUUUCACGAUUAAUACAAAUAACUUUUCUCGUAACGCCCCCAUAAAUAGAAUUUGUGCCCAGUACAAAGAUUUAUGUUUGUUAAUUACUAAAGGAAUCUACUUGGUUUUACAAUAAAUUAUUGAUUGAAAAACUC
This is a messenger RNA of Pieris napi, 17782 nucleotides long. RefSeq lists its product as uncharacterized. The transcript is spliced from 11 exons. The record is from RefSeq and is a predicted model, not a curated record. Gene Ontology annotation, biological process: DNA integration. Bases 22 to 1269 code for a protein of 415 amino acids. Lineage: Eukaryota; Metazoa; Arthropoda; Insecta; Lepidoptera; Pieridae. Gene Ontology annotation, molecular function: nucleic acid binding.